AUGGUUGUCCUCAAACUUGCACUUGCUAGCUGGCUGGCAGCUCAAGUCACCUGGGCACAGGUUGGAGAGACUGGGCCGAAUAACGACACUGAGUCUACUCAAACUCUGAUCGAAGACGAAAUCACGAUCCAUAGAGUCACUGUCGGCUUGUUGGAACAUGAGUUUCACCCGAACUCGAUUAUCGCAAACCCAGGCGACAAGGUCGUGUUCGAAUUCUACCCUGGCAAUCAUUCAGUGAUCGAGUCGCUUUACAAGUGGCCAUGCAUACCCAAAGAAGCGGUCAUCGGUGGAUCAGGUUUCAACUCGAAACCCCGGCCUGUGGUAGACAAGGAACACCCGACAACAUGGAACUUGACGGUAAACAAUACUGACACGACAUACUACUACUGCGGCGCACCUGGAUCGUGCGUGAACUAUGGUAUGCUGGGCGUCAUCAACCCAACCAGCGAGGACAACCUGACUGCCCAGAUUGAGAUGGCAAAGAGAGGUCGCUACGUGUUAUAUCCCGGUCAGACACUGCCAAACGACGCAAAGACAUCCGUGUCCGCUCUCGCCGCGUCCGUCCUCGCCGAAUCGGACGACGCCAACCCAAAAGACGACAAGUCCAGUGGCCUCUCGACAGGCGCUAUCGUUGGCAUAGCAAUAGGUGGAGUGGCUGCGUUGCUCAUCGUCGGCGCGCUAGUCUUCUACUUCGGGCGCAAUCGAGGCCAGCUCAAGGCACUGCAGGAGACAGUAAACCGUGCACAAGCUCCUCCCGCGACCCACGCGGCUCCUGAAAUGACAGUCGAUGGGGUCACAUACGUGCCAGCAACGGACCCCAGGGCUUCGGCAGCUAAGCAAAGCUUUUUGCCGCCGUAUCAGCACUAUGGACCGGACUAUAGGUCGAAAUCACCGGAGACGAUCUCGUCGCAUGCGCAUAGUACUCUUGUGCCAUCGACGUAUGCGCCUUGUAGCCCGCAGAUGAAUGUGAAUAACAGGUAUUCGGACCAGUCUGAGCAAGGCUUUUAUGCACCAACUCCACGUCAUGAGCUGCAUGCUCAGCCUACGAUACCCGAACAUGAUUCCAACGAUGCGGAAGGGCGGCCUACCUAUCUGUGA
Fulvia fulva is the source of this 1098-nucleotide messenger RNA. RefSeq lists its product as uncharacterized. The coding region runs from base 1 to 1098 and encodes 365 amino acids. The record is from RefSeq and is a predicted model, not a curated record. The transcript has 4 exons. Lineage: Eukaryota; Fungi; Ascomycota; Dothideomycetes; Mycosphaerellales; Mycosphaerellaceae.